AUGGAGAAAAGAGGGGAUGUAGCUCUAUGUUGUUUGGCUUUGUUCUUCUUUUGGACUUCAGUGGCUGGUUUGCUUUCUCCUAAAGGUGUCAACUCUGAAGUUCAAGCUCUGAUGAGCAUUAAGAACGCUCUGGUGGAUCCAUAUUCUGUCUUGGGUAACUGGGAUGGUGAUGCUGUAGAUCCUUGCAACUGGGCUAUGGUCACAUGUUCUUCUGAUCAUCUUGUCACUGCCCUGCUUCUGCAGGAUAAUAAUAUAACAGGACCAAUCCCCUAUGAGAUUGGAAGGCUCCAAAAGCUUCAAACUCUUGAUCUUUCUGACAAUGUAUUCACUGGUCAACUUCCAGAUUCUCUGCCCACAUGA
Molecule: messenger RNA, 360 nt
Organism: Sphenostylis stenocarpa
Lineage: Eukaryota; Viridiplantae; Streptophyta; Magnoliopsida; Fabales; Fabaceae
Source: the annotation of a GenBank genome assembly